This is a messenger RNA of Benincasa hispida (wax gourd), 777 nucleotides long. RefSeq names its product expansin-A7-like. Gene Ontology annotation, cellular component: extracellular region. The record is from RefSeq and is a predicted model, not a curated record. Gene Ontology annotation, biological process: plant-type cell wall organization. Lineage: Eukaryota; Viridiplantae; Streptophyta; Magnoliopsida; Cucurbitales; Cucurbitaceae.
AUGGCUUCUUCUUCAGGCUUCAACAUCUUCUUGGUGGCAUUGGUUUUGGCCAUCUUCACCAGAUCAACGCUCGCUGUGUUCCAACCGAGCCCGUGGAAGCUCGCUCAUGCUACCUUUUAUGGCGACGAAACUGCCUCCGAGACCAUGGGUGGAGCUUGUGGGUAUGGCAACUUGUUUACGAACGGCUAUGGAACUGAUACAGUGGCGUUGAGUUCGACACUGUUCAACAAUGGCUACGCUUGUGGGACUUGCUUUCAAAUCAAAUGCGUGCAGUCGAAGGCGUGCUACGCGAAUGUGCCAUUCACGACUGUGACGGCGACUAACCUGUGCCCACCAAAUUGGUCACAGAACUCGAACGCCGGUGGCUGGUGCAACCCACCAAGAGUUCACUUCGACAUGGCCAAGCCUGCCUUCAUGAAGAUCGCUUGGUGGAAGGCCGGAAUUGUGCCCGUUCAGUACCGCAGGGUUCCAUGUGUGAAGAAAGGAGGAGUUCGAUUUAGCUUGCAAGGAAAUGGAUAUUGGUUAUUGGUGUAUGUGAUGAACGUAGGAGGAGGAGGUGAUGUCUAUUCAAUGGCAGUGAAAGGAAGCAAAACAGGAUGGAUAACAAUGAGCCAUAAUUGGGGAGCUUCAUAUCAAGCUUUUGCUUCAUUGGGUGGCCAAUCCCUCUCCUUUAGAAUCACUUCUUACACAACAAGAGAAACCCUUACUUUAUGGAAUGUCCUUCCUUCAAAUUGGCAAGUUGGGUUGACUUACAAUUCUAAUCUCAACUUCCGUUGA